Lymnaea stagnalis (great pond snail) is the source of this 6037-nucleotide messenger RNA. Lineage: Eukaryota; Metazoa; Mollusca; Gastropoda; Lymnaeidae. The record is from the annotation of a GenBank genome assembly.
CGAGCUGAAAGGGACAGACAAUUUCAAUUUGUUUAAUUUGUUGUAUUUUUUUUUUUUUUUACCCCUUGAUUUUAAUUGUUUAAAAUUAAAUUUUAGUUGUUUACAUUUGAGAAAUUGCUCAGCAAAUACUAUAUUAACUCAGUAAAUAGUCAAACGCAUAAAAUGGUAAAUAAUGUAUUAACAUAAGUGUGCUAAAGUAAAAGUUUAUGAGCUAAAUCUCAUCCAUGGUGUGGGUAUGUUCGUAGUAGUGAGUGACGAAGACAACCUUUUUUUUUAUGUGAGUGAUUUGAAAUACCUUGUGUACUUCCGUGUACAAACAUAUGCAAUUUUGGAGUGGGGUGGACAGUCUCAUAUCUUGGGUUAGUGCAACUUGAGGCUGUCUAAAAUUUUAGCCACCCCUCUCACGAAAAACAAUUUUGCACUUUGCCGACAAUGUCGUCCUUCAAUAUAUAUAGAAAAAGGGCCGUCUGUGUUAGAACCCCCGACCCAACCCCCCUUUUUUCUUUUUCCAUUGCUACACCACUAGGGGCGGGAAAGGGGAACUGAUUGCACAAUAACGGCACAAUUUAUGACAGCGCAUUGUCACAAUAUAAGACAGCGCAUUGUCACAAAAUUUCCCAAAGCAUGGAGCAUUAAAGAAAGGUAUCAUUUGAAGACAGUUCCCGUCGCUCUGUCAUCUAUUGCUAGUGAAUGCAAUAAAUAAAUUUCGAAUAGUCAUGGCUGACACCGGAGGCGUUGCAUGAAUUAUUUCCUUGUCCAGUCAGGUUUCAAUCGGCACAGAAACAUUGCAAAUCCCCUCUACAUGCACAGGAGCCAAAAUGAUCAAUACAUUGAUCGUGGGCCCUUAAAUAUAUAGAAGAAGAAGAAAAAAUUAUUUGUUUGUGUUUUGAGAUGGAUAAAAAAUAUCGUUAAUGGCUUAGACCAGUGGUUCUCAACCUUCCUAAUGCCUCGACCCUUUAAUACAGUUCCCAUUGUUGUGGCGACCCCCAACUACAAAAUUACUUUCGUUGCUACGUCAUAACUGUAGAUUAUAUGUGUUUUCUGAUGGUCUUAGGCGAACCCUGGGAAAGGGUCGUGCGACCCCCAAAGGGGUCGCGACCCACAGGUUGAGAACCGCAGGCUUAGACACUUAAUUAGAUAACCGGUUCACGUUAGCAAAAUUUGCGAUGUCAGGGCUUUUGAAUUUCAAUUUUACCAGAUUCUGCCUUAAGUGUUUUUUUUUUUUUUUAAUUAUAAUUUUUCUUUGCGGUAUUUAUUUAGCUGUACGGAAAUACAAAGUCUUAGAAAUUGACACCACCCUGACCCCGACUAGAAACCCCUGACCAUUUGACCAACCUGUGAUACACUUAAGUUUAUACCUGUUAAAAACGCUACGUAGGUUACAAUGCUGAAACUGGUUUCCUCUCCAUCUCUUCCCUCAGGGGGAAAGAAAUACGAUCGUUGGCGACGAUCGAACCAAAGUGGAUGAUCGCUACAUGGCGACGAUGUUUGUCGAUAAUGUGGUUAAGCAAGGGAGGCAUUACAGCUUCGAAGGAUCUCAAGUCGUGAUGCCCGUGACCUGGGACACCUUAAGCCAGUAUACAUUUCAUUGUGGGUAUUUCAAAAUGUUAGGCCUGUGCGCCUGCUUUUGUUAAGUGACGGUGACGUAUCAAAAGGGUGGCCCCCCAAAAAAUGAGAACAUGUCAUAGCAAAAAGUUAUUUAAUAUAAUUGAAAAAAUAUAAUGUUUUGUUAUUUUUGGCCACCGGAUAUUGUCAUAAUAAUGAUGUUUAUCUAGGUAUUAAGUAAAUCAGUAAUAAAUGGAUACAGAUUACAUUAACAUUUGUUAUUAUAUGUACUGUUAUGGCACUUUUAAUGUGGCAACAAACAAAAAAAGUCAAAAUACUAAAUUUCAGAAAUUCAUAACUUUUAAACAAUUGAGUUACAUGAACAAGUUUGGUAUCCACGUUCUUAGAAUCAUGAGUUCUUGACAUGACAGUAUAAAAACAAAGCUUUAAUAUAAUGGACUGUUUUGAAAAAUCAGUGUGUGGUACCUAGUUAUAGAGCAAUAAAUAUAUUUGCCGUAAUGAAUUUUGCAGUUAUAAAAAAAUGCAAGGGAUGGGUUAGUUUUGUCAGAUCUCGACAGUCAAGAGUCCUGAAAAUUGAACAUGUUCACGAUUUUAUGAUAUCCCCGUUGGUGGGGAACCGAUAUGUGCAGACAGGAUCUUUCGUUUUAUUGAACAUGUUCAUGAUUUUAUGAUAUCCCCGUUGGUGGGGAACCGAUAUGUGCAGACAGGAUCUUUCGUUUUAUUGAACAUGUUCAUGAUUUUAUGAUAUCCCCGUUGGUGGGGAACCGAUAUGUGCAGACAGGAUCUUUCGUUUUGAUCAGGGCGGAUUUAGCUUACGAGAGGCCUUAGGCUGUUCUAAUUUGGAGGCCGUUUGCUAUAACACCCUCAGCUUUAACUGAGAAACAAUUUAAAUCUAAUUAAAAUGGUUUUUUAAAAAAACCUGGCACAUGUUUGCGUUUGCACUCACCAUUAUAAAUAUUUCUUUUGUUAUAUGUAUUAAAAUAUAUAUUAUAUGAAUAAUUCUAAAGAAUAUGAAUUUCAUUACAUGGAAAUCGAUCUUAAGAUGACAAUGGCUACCUGACAAUGUAUCUGUAAAGAUAAUUUAUAAUUAAACAAUCUGUUUCAUUAUAUAUUUAAUUUUAAAAAACGAAAAGUAUGAUUAUAGUGGAAUACCGUUAUAACACACCCCACUAUAAUCCCAAUGCGGAUAAAAAUUGGGAUAUUCAUAUAUUUGUUACCACAUGGAGUUUGUCUUCAAACUUUGUGAAAAAAAUAGAAAAAUAAUGAAACUUCAUUUGAGAAUGAGAUCACCUAUACAUUUGAAUAUUAUACCACGUGACCUCUCUCUCCAGAGCGAUUAGUUACCAUCAGACUAAGAACUAGUCCCUAGUCACAGAAUCGCUUCCAUGCAAAGUCGGGAAGGUCAACUGUCUUUUUUAUUCCUUUAUAUAAUUUGAUAAGGUCUGCAAGAGACAGAAUCAGCGUAAGGUUUUGUUUAACUUGCAAUCAAGCUUUUGUAAUAACUUCUGGAGUCAUUUUAAAGCCAUAUCCUGCAAAGCUUUAUAAUCGACAAACAUCACAAUGCCUAAGGCUGUAAACUGUAAGCAAGUAUGGACAGUCGUGUACUUGAUGUUUGACUUUCCGCAGGGUAUCUGGCCAACAUCCACAAGCCAAACUAUCAGUUGAACAUUUGCCACGUGCCGGCCUACAAGGAUUUCAUCAAAGUUGGCAUGAGUAAGUAAGGAAGUCAAUCUGAGUAUCGUUACUGGUUGGUGAGUGGGGUGGGGGGGGGGGGGGGGGGGNGACAAAGUAGCAAAACGUUUAAAGUGAAGCAAGAUUACAGCCUCGUCCUGCUAACUCCAGGAAUAAAUUUCUAAUUCAUUUUGACUUCAGUUGAAAUUUAUCAGAAUUGAAAGGUGGGGGGGGGGGGGUGCGAUGGUAUUUAGUGACCUCCUCAUCAGCACAUCUUUGAAUUACUGACAAACAGGGCCGUGCAAAUGAAAAUCAGCGCCAAGGGUGAACCUUAAAAAUACCCCCUGCCCUCACCCCACGUUUUAUCAAUGAACAAUAUAAUAAAUAGGUCAUACUUAUUGGAGAUUUGAAGAUUUGGCGCCCCUGAUGUUGGUGCCUGAGGCGGCUGACCCCUUCACACGGCCCUGGUUAAAAAUAUGAAAAAAGUACGUAGUAUUUUGCUCUUAGUAACUGAAACGAUAUAGGCGAUGUAACAUUCCAUUUUAUCUGACGGCUACGUCUGUUUGUGACUGGAAACUUUUCCCGUACGUGGCACAUGCGUUUAUUUUGGGGUCAUGGUCCUAGUUGGAUUUGAGUCAAUUUUGCUUUUUAUUGCUGUGCGCUUUCUUUGGGGGUGAGCGGUACGCUUAUUCUCUGAGAAUUUUGCUCCAACAACAUUGAGUCUGUCACCCCAGCUUGUACGAUCCAUGGCAAAUGUGUCCCGUGAAUUAAAGAUCAAAUUGCCCUCCAUCUGUCCUGUAUAUAGGAAUGCCGUCAUUAUUGUCAAGAAAAGCAUCAGUCAGCAUUGAUGAGAAUACCUUGCUAAAAAGUGUUGGGAUAUAGAACACAUCCUUGUUUUACGCCAUUAGUUACAGACAAAUCCACAGACUCGUCCAAAAUCCAUCACCCUGGGCAACAGGCCAUGAUCAUGGAGUGGACGUACUGUUUUUAUAAAUAUACUCUGGCAGCAAAACUUGUCCAGGCGAUGUAACAUUCAAUUUUUUACGGUUACGUCUUAAAGUAAUUAUAGAACGAUAUCGGCGAUGUAACUUUUGAUGACGACGAGCCGUGGCAAUAAAACAAUUCAUUGAAAAUUGGAGGCUCUUUGAAUAUUGACUGAAAGCUUUCGCCCUGAGAGAAAGUAACUAGGUGCCAUGAAAGCUUUCGCCCUGAGAGAAAGUAACCAGCGGCCAUGAAAGCUUUCGCCCUGAGAGAAAGAAACCAGCGGCCAUGAAAGGUGUCGCCCUGAGAGAAAGAAACCAGCGGCCAUGAAAGCCCUCGCCCUGAGAGAAAGAAACCANUGAAAGCUUUCGCCCUGAGAGAAAGUAACCAGCGGCCAUGAAAGCUUUCGCCCUGAGAGAAAGUAACCAGCGGCCAUGAAAGCUUUCGCCCUGAGAGAAAGUAACCAGCGGCCAUGAAAGCUUUCGCCCUGAGAGAAAGCAACCACCGACCAUGCAGUGCACUAUACGUAGAACCUGAACCUUGAACGAGAGGUUUAGAGACUUGAGUCCAAUAGUAUUUUGGACUUUUAGUGCCAACGGUAUUCUGUGUCGGUUAGUCCAAUGGUGAGGCCCAGGGUACAUUUUCAACGGCCCCCCUCCACCCAAUCCACAAAAAAAAAACAACCAAGUUAACUGUCCGUGUUGCAGAACGAACAUUCUGUCAAAAUGCCCAAGGUGACAGCUGCCGUAAUUAAAACAAGGAAACACACACCAUUAAAGGGGAGCAAUUCAAGGCAGUCGUUUCGACCAAGCAACCGGCAAAUCAAAAAUUAUUCUUAAAGGGCGACCGUCUCUUCCCCACGGAUGAGAAGGUAGUAUUUUAAUGCUGUAUGCAUUUCCUCUCUAAGAUUCUAACCUCUGAUAAGAUCAGGCAUCUUGGGUUGUCUCCAAACAAAUGUGAUGUUUCAACUGAAAAGACCUGCUGAAAACGCACCUUGCUUAUAUUUCGUAUCUGUGAUGAAACGAGUCCAUUGUAUGAUACGUCAUCUUUAGCUUAAUCAUAACAUAGUUUAACUUAAUUUUAAUAGUAUUUUUAGUUAUUUCAUGCAUAUUAAAUAAAAUAAUAUUUAACAUAUUGUAUUUCUCAUAUUAUAUUAUGAGAAGGACAAAUACAUGUUUUUACUCAAUCCAAAACACAUCCUCUCAGGUCAAGGUGACGUGUUAGAGCUGAUGAAAGAAGCAGAGGUGAAAUCAACGGAGAUCAAGCGAGUUUUUGAAAAGCUUCUGACCGACAACCAGGUGAGAUCACCAGUUUGGGAAUCUAGGGCUUUUCGGCCUUACUAGGACGAGCAUAGAACAAAGUUAUUUCAGUAUCACUCUUAAAAUCAGAGGUGUGAUUGUUCAAGGGCGCAAUCCACACCUCACACACCAUAACCUUGGUUUUAAGGGAUUAUAUAUAUAUAUAUUUUUUUUUUGUAUAUUCAGAUUGUCGGGCGAGUUCUGCGCAUUGCCGGAAACUCAACAUGGAGCGCCAUCGUGGAAUUAUGUAAACUCGUGCGACCGUGCAUGGUUGUCAUGGGAACCCAAACUCUCUACCCGCCGGGUAGACCUCGUAUCCCCGACAACCACAGCCUUUUAAGAAAAGAGUCCCGCGCCCUGGUCAGCAGUGUGACCAAUGACGUCAUGCUGCACUCCGUCUACCCGAUGGUCAUUGUCCGCAUGCCUUGCCUCGAGGAAGCCAUCCUUGAGGAGGAACGUACCAGCGAGGACAGUGGUCAUAAAGUAGCUACUCACGCCAAGUAGGCUUAUCAAAUGAACCC